Messenger RNA from Phyllostomus hastatus (greater spear-nosed bat), 2894 nucleotides. It is a transcript of the gene SPTLC3, whose product is annotated as serine palmitoyltransferase long chain base subunit 3. The record is from RefSeq and is a predicted model, not a curated record. The coding region runs from base 135 to 1790 and encodes 551 amino acids. Gene Ontology annotation, molecular function: pyridoxal phosphate binding; serine C-palmitoyltransferase activity. The transcript is spliced from 12 exons. Gene Ontology annotation, biological process: sphingosine biosynthetic process; ceramide biosynthetic process. Gene Ontology annotation, cellular component: serine palmitoyltransferase complex. NCBI's taxonomy places the organism in Eukaryota, Metazoa, Chordata, Mammalia, Chiroptera, Phyllostomidae.
AAAAGCCUGAUUGGUAGGAUUCCUCCAAAGACUCAGCCCCAAGUGCUUUAAGCCAUCCCCUCACUAACUUCAAAACUGCAGCUUGCCGAGAAGCACUGGAGAAAAAAACUGCUGGGUUCCAUCAUUUCACACAGAUGGCCAAUUCUGGAGGUGGUGCUGUUUGCAAUGGAAAACUACCCAAUCACAAGAAACAGAGUGACAGCUCACAGAAUGGAAACUGUACAAAAAAUGGAAUAGUGAAAGAAGCCCAGCAAAAUGGGAAGCCACAUUUUUAUAAGCCAAUUGUUGAAUCCUUUGAGGAAGCACCUCUUCACGUUAUGGUUUUCACUUACAUGGGAUAUGGAAUUGGAACCCUCUUUGGCUAUCUCAGAGACUUUUUGAGAAACUGGGGAAUAGAAAAAUGCAAUGCAGCUGUAGAGCGAGAAGAACAAAAAGAUUUUGUGCCGCUAUAUCAAAACUUUGAGAAUUUUUACACACGGAACCUUUACAUGAGAGUAAGGGACAACUGGAACCGACCCAUUUGCAGUGCCCCGGGACCCCUGUUCGACAUGAUGGAGAGGGUGUCGGAUGACUACAACUGGACAUUUAGGUUCACUGGAAGAAUCAUCAAAGAUGUCAUAAACAUGGGCUCCUAUAACUUCCUUGGCCUGGCAGCCAGGUACGAUGAAACUAUGAAGACAGUGAAAGAUGUUUUAGAGGUGUAUGGUGUAGGUGUGGCCAGUACCAGACAUGAAAUGGGAACCUUGAAUAAGCAUGAAGAGUUGGAGGACCUUGUGGCUAAGUUCCUGAAUGUAGAAGCCGCCAUGGUCUUUGGGAUGGGAUUUGCAACUAACUCAAUGAAUAUUCCUGCUCUAGUAGGAAAGGGAUGCCUCAUUUUAAGUGAUGAAUUAAACCAUGCAUCUCUCGUGCUUGGAGCCAGACUCUCAGGUGCAACCAUAAGGAUUUUCAAACACAACAACAUGCAAAGCCUAGAGAAGCUCCUGAGAGAUGCUGUAAUCUACGGCCAGCCUCGAACCCACAGAGCUUGGAAAAAGAUUCUCAUCCUGGUGGAGGGCGUCUACAGCAUGGAAGGUUCCAUUGUGCAUCUGCCCCAGAUCGUGGCUCUAAAGAAGAAAUACAAGGCUUACCUCUACAUAGAUGAAGCUCACAGUAUUGGGUCUGUGGGUCCAACUGGCCGAGGUGUAGCGGAAUUCUUUGGAAUGGACCCUGGAGAUGUCGACGUGCUUAUGGGCACAUUCACCAAAAGCUUUGGAGCCUCAGGAGGUUACAUAGCAGGAAGGAAGGACCUGGUGGAUUAUUUACGGGUUCACUCACAUAGUGCUGCUUAUGCUACAUCCAUGAGCCCCCCAAUAGCAGAGCAAGUCAUCAGAUCAAUGAAAUUCAUCAUGGGACUGGAUGGGACCACACAAGGGUUAAAGAGAGUACGGCAACUUGCAAAAAACACAAGAUACUUCAGACAGAGACUGCAUGAAAUGGGAUUCAUUAUCUAUGGCAAUGAGGAAUCUCCCGUUGUUCCCCUGCUCCUUUACCUACCUGCUAAAGUAGCGGCUUUUGGAAGGCAUCUACUAAACAGAAAAAUUGGGGUGGUGGUCGUAGGAUUUCCAGCUACUCCCCUAGCAGAAGCUAGGGCACGGUUCUGUGUUUCAGCAGCACAUACACGAGAGAUGUUAGAUAAGGUAUUGGAAGCCCUGGAUGAGAUGGGUGACCUUCUGCAGCUGAAAUAUUCCCGGAACAGGAAGUCAGCACGUCCUGAACUGUACGACGAGACAAGCUUUGAACUCGACGAUUAAGUUUCCUGGAUCUGACUAGAACCUAAAGACUUUGCUGGAAAGACUUUCUCCUUGCUUCAAAAGGAAUUUAAGUGGAUCCUCUCCCUUUCCAAGGGCAGUUUGGUUUCCAAACCAGUUUAAUUGAACCAAGGGAGACAUUGUUGUGUUCUUAAUGUCUCGCACUCAGGACUGCAGAGACAAAAAUAUGGUUUCAGAUUUUAAGUUUCUCCUCUCCCAAGUAUCCUGCUACAAGUACACACACACACUUCUUAGAAUGUUUUUAAUAGCAGUGAGCCUGUGUUUAAGCUGCUACUGUGCAACCUCUUUAGUCCAGACCCCUCCAGGAAUUCUAAUCGAAAGGGUUUUGAUUUUUAAUUCAGUAGAUCUCACUAUGUGUUUACUUACUCCAUCUGCAGAUGUGGGCAAGUGUGGUGGGCAGUAGCUGACCUUCUUGUUCACCGUGUGAAAGCACCAGCUAGAACUCUUUCGUAUCACAGGAAGUUCAGGCAGGAAGGUAAAGAAAUGUUGCUUCUACCAUUUGCCACAUUUGGACUUUUUCCAAAGACAAGUGUCAAAAGCCAUAGUUGAUGUUUUGAGGGAUAAAGCAGAACUAGCCAGGAGGGCCCAGAGACAUCUUUGAAGGAAACUUCCUUUUUCCUCUCACUGGUCUCCUACAGUUUUACAGCUGAACUUUUGAGGUUCCAAAAAUUCAAGAUGUUUGUUUCUUAAGGAAGUGGGUAGAAAGCAAGCACAAGCUAAUGUUAGACCUAAACUAAAACCAUAAAGUUAGAAGAACUUGAACAGUUUUGGUGCCACACAGAGUGAAUGUUUAGCAUGUAUAGUCUUCAUGACUUUAAGGAAUGUGUUGUCAUUUUCCUAGUGAAUUUUUAGUAAAAGGUGAGAUUCAAUGUUAUUUAGAGUUGACUCUCAAGAUUACACUUGAAAAAUUGGUUCAAAAACAUCUAAAAGUAAAUUCUAUUCAACCUUUUAAAAACUGACACCCCCCUCCAUUUAGGCCAAUUAAUAUUAAAUUGUACUCUUCUGUGCCACAUGCACUUUAAUUUGGUGUAAACUUGCACAUUAUUGGCAACUAAAUGUAAUUUACUUUAGUGUCUUCUCUCUCCU